Messenger RNA from Oncorhynchus mykiss (rainbow trout), 2064 nucleotides. Lineage: Eukaryota; Metazoa; Chordata; Actinopteri; Salmoniformes; Salmonidae. The record is from RefSeq and is a predicted model, not a curated record.
AUCACUGCAUUUAUUUUUCUCUCUUGGUCCCCCUCUUCAGGUUUGAGAAGGAGAGGGUAGCAGAGGUGAGGAACCAUCUGUUGACUGCUGGAGAGCCUGUUACCCUGAAGACUACCUCCAUCUGUCUCUCUGGGCCUUAGAGUCUGAGGACAGCCUCUCUCUCUGGGCCUUAGAGUCUCCGGACAGCUUCUCUCUCUGGGCCUUAGAGCCCGAGGAGCCUGAGGACAGCCUCUCUCUCUGGGCCUUAGAGUGUAAGGACAGCUUCUCUUUCUGGGCCUUAGAGUCUGAGGUCAGCCUCUCUCUCUGGCCAUACAGCCAGGCCUGGUACUGAAGUCUGCCACCCUCCCUGGAUCUCCUCACCUGGAUCUCCUCACCUGGAUCUCCUCACCUGGAUUUCCUGGGCCUCAGGCUAAGGGUCUUUGUUAAGGACCUGGGUCUGGGACUGUGGGAACAGCAGCAGCUGGAGAAACCAUGGAGGUGGCUAUGGUGGACUUUGAGAGUCUGGACGAUAUUGACAGCAGCCUGGCGUCCCCCAAUCAUUUGGGCGUGCCUCAGUCGCCCCUCAUGCCAGCCCACAGCAGGAGGGGGCACCCUAGAUGUGCCAGCAUCAUCACCAACUGGCAGAAGUUGCUUAAUAGUGAGACCCAGAUGCAGAGCGAGACCAUCUUCAGCCAGCUGGCUAAGGAGUGCUGUGAGGAUCUGUUUGUGGACAAGACAGGUCUAGACGACGGAGACCAGAAGGUCAUCAUCAACAUCGCCGGGCUACGAUUCGAGACGCAGCUCAAAACCCUCGACCAGUUCCCUGAGACCCUUCUGGGGGACCCUAGGAAGAGGAUGGACUACUUUGACCCCAUGAGGAACCUGUAUUUCUUCGACAGGAACCGGCCCAGCUUCGAUGGCAUCCUGUACUACUACCAGUCAGGAGGGAAGAUCCGUCGGCCGGCCAACGUUCCACUGGAUGUGUUUGCUGAUGAGAUCGUCUUCUAUGAGCUGGGGAGCGACGCCAUGGAGCAGUUCAGAGAGGACGAGGGCUUCAUCAAGGAAGUGGAGAUCCCUCUCCCGACCAAUGAGAUGUAUCACCAGUUCUGGCUGCUGUUCGAGUACCCCGAGAGUUCCAACGCGGCACGUGGCGUGGCGCUGGUCUCUGUGUUUGUCAUCGUUAUCUCCAUCAUCAUCUUCUGCCUGGAGACGCUGCCGGAGUUCCGGGAAAACUCCCUGGACCCUGUCCUACCCACCACCGUCACGCAUCUGAUGCCUUUGGAUGGGAACCAAUCGCUGGGCAGCCUCGGGACCUUGAUCCUGCCCUCGGCCAAGCCCAAAACCAUCACCUCCACGUUCUCCGACCCGUUCUUCAUCAUCGAGACGGCCUGCAUCGUCUGGUUCUUCUUCGAGCUGGCUGUGCGCUUCGUGGUUUGUCCCUCCAAGAGCGACUUCUUCCACAACCUCAUGAACAUCAUCGACAUUGUCUCCAUCAUCCCGUACUUCGUCACCUUGGUAACGGAGCUGGUCACCACCCCGGACCAGAACUCCAGCCAGGCAAUGUCUCUGGCCAUCCUUCGAAUCAUCCGCCUGGUUAGGGUGUUCAGGAUCUUCAAGCUGUCCAGACACUCCAAGGGGCUCCAGAUCCUGGGCCAGACACUGAAGGCCAGCAUGCGGGAGCUGGGCCUGCUCAUCUUCUUCCUCUUCAUCGGAGUCAUCCUCUUCUCCAGCGCCAUCUACUUCGCCGAGGUGGACGAGCCCAGCACGCAGUUCGUCAGCAUCCCCGACGGGUUCUGGUGGGCUGUGGUCACCAUGACUACAGUGGGCUACGGCGACAUGUGCCCGAUCACCAUGGGGGGAAAGAUGGUGGGGACACUCUGCGCCAUCGCUGGCGUGCUGACCAUCGCCCUGCCCGUCCCCGUCAUUGUGUCCAACUUCAACUACUUCUACCACCGGGAGACGGAGCAAGAGGACAAGCAGCCGAUGGCAGACACAGCAGAGCUGGCCAUGAAGGCCUCAGGAGACAGUAAACAUGGGAGUAGCACCUCUCUGAACAAGACCAACGGGACCUGGCAGGGAAACUAG